UCCGCCAGCAGAGUUCACAGUUCACCAGCUCGCCUCUCAAAAUGGCGACUGACCUAAUACGGGGAUGGAGCGACGAGCAGCUCAAAAGUGACGACUUGCCUAAAAAAGACAUAAUAAAGUUCCUCCAGGACAAUGCGGCCCACUCGUUCCUCAAUGAGCACAAAUUGCUGGGAAACAUAAAAAACGUGUCGAAAACGGCAAAGAAAGAGCAGCUGGCCGACGCUUACAAUCAGCUCUUCGAGAGCAAAAGGUUUAAAGGCACAGAGCCCGUGGAGGACGUAACCGAGCACGUCAGAGCUGUGAAGAUUGACGACAAGCCCAAAGAAGCCAAAGCAGAAGCCGUGGAUGAGGGUCCGCCAAGAUAUACCAAAUCGGUGCUGAAGAAAGGAGACAAGACCAACUUCCCAAAGAAGGGAGACACUGUGAGCUGCUGGUACACCGGUACCCUGGAGGAUGGGACCGUGUUUGACACGAACAUCCCCGCAAUUGCAAAAAAGAAGAGGCAAACCAAACCUCUGAGUUUUAAAGUGGGCAUGGGCAGAGUCAUCAGAGGGUGGGACGAGGGCAUUCUGACUAUGAGCAAGGGCGAAACAGCACGACUGGAGAUCGAGCCUGAAUGGGCUUACGGAAAAAAGGGCGUUCCUGAUUCCAAAAUUCCUCCCAAUGCAAAGCUGAUUUUUGAAGUGGAGCUGGUGGCUGUGGAUUAAAGAUGCGCCCACAUCCACAGAACGUCAAGCCGUUUUUUUUCCCUCCCUGAAAGAUCUAAGUUCACGCCGUCUUUGGACUGUACUGCACUCGGCUCCAAUAUUUACCGCCAUGCCUUGUGUCUGUUUACUUAUCAAGAACAAAUAAUUGCUGGCUGUUUCAAAUGCUAAAUGAAAAUGGAUGACUUUUCAAUGUUUAAAGGGUUGUGGAACGACUUUGGGUCUGUUUGUUUUUUUGCAUGUAAAAUAUGGAUAAUAAAUCUGUUUCAUUGAA
Fundulus heteroclitus (mummichog) is the source of this 978-nucleotide messenger RNA. It is a transcript of the gene fkbp3, whose product is annotated as FKBP prolyl isomerase 3. The transcript has 7 exons. Gene Ontology annotation, molecular function: peptidyl-prolyl cis-trans isomerase activity. The record is from RefSeq and is a predicted model, not a curated record. The coding region runs from base 42 to 707 and encodes 221 amino acids. NCBI's taxonomy places the organism in Eukaryota, Metazoa, Chordata, Actinopteri, Cyprinodontiformes, Fundulidae.